GCACAUCGGCAGUGGUUGCAGUAAUGCGUCUGUUCGGCGUUUUCAUGGCAUGCAUUUCAAACGAAGCCGAAGAAGAAGAUCCAGCGCUUUUUUUUGGUCGAGGUGGUUGGAUUCUGUCUCGAGUGAACGAUGGCUGAAGGCGAGCCGAAAGCGAAAAAGAUCAAAGUAGAAGAAAAGAAGCUAAGCCAAAACACGCUCUUCGGGAUGGGGAAUCCCCUGCUGGACAUCAGUGCGGUGGUGGACAAGGACUUCCUGGACAAGUUUGGACUGAAGCCAAACGACCAGAUACUGGCUGAGGACAAGCACAAAGCACUGUUUGAGGAGAUGGUGAAGAAGUUCUCUGUGGAGUACCACGCUGGAGGCUCCACUCAGAACUCCAUGAAGAUCGCCCAGUGGAUGAUCCAGGAGCCCCAGGGCGUGGCCACGUUCUUCGGCUGCAUCGGGACGGACCGCUUCGGGGAGAUCCUGAAGGAGAAGGCGGAGGAGGCGCACGUGGACGCCCGCUACUACCAGCAGGAGGAGGAGCCUACAGGGACCUGCGCUGCCUGCAUCACCGGGGACAACAGGUCUCUGGUUGCUAACCUAGCGGCCGCUAACUGCUACAAGAAGGACAAACACCUGGACCUGGAGGAGAACUGGAAGCUGGUGGAGAAGGCCAAAGUCUAUUACAUCGCUGGCUUCUUCCUGACCGUGUCGCUGGAGUCCAUCCUGAAGGUGGCCAGGCACGCCUCAGAGCAAAACAAGCUCUUCAGCCUGAACCUCUCCGCCCCCUUCAUCAGCCAGUUCUACAAGCAGCAGAUGAUGGAGGUCAUGCCCUACGUGGACAUCCUGUUCGGCAACGAGACGGAAGCCGCCACAUUCGCCAGGGAGCAGGGCUAUGAGACGGAGGACAUCGAGGAGAUCGCCAGGAAAGCGCAGGACCUGCCGAAGGUGAACAAGAAGAGGCAGAGAGUGGUGGUGUUCACGCAGGGGAAGGACGGCACGGUCCUGGCCAAAGGAGAUAAAGUGAUGACAUUCCCGGUGCUGGAGAUCAACCCCAGUGACAUCGUGGACACUAACGGUGCAGGAGACGCCUUCGUGGGAGGCUUCCUGUCGGAGCUGGUGCAGGAGAAGCCCAUGGAGCAGUGUGUCCGGGCGGGGCACUACGCCGCCAACGUCAUCAUCCGCCGAGCCGGCUGCACCUUCCCCGAUAAACCCGACUUCCACUGAUGUCCCGCCCCACGGACCCCUGCCCACAAUGCAACACCUCGUUCUUUCAUUGGCCCGGACUCCCGCCUAUCCCCCCCUCCAUCUGACUGCCCUGUUAACUGCCCCCUUUUUUUAAUCUGUACGACCCCUGGAGUUUUACAAGGACCCAAUUGCCUGCUGCCUACAAGACUUCAUUUUAUCAGAAAUACUUUUAAAUCGUUUUAAUAUUUUAUUGUAUCUUUUCCCCAGCGGUGGAAGUGGAUGCUGGAAAGUGAGGAGUGUUAAUUAAUGCUAAUGUGUGUUUGGCGCGUGCGUUCAUGCUGCUGCAUUAGGACAGAAAUUGCAGGAUGAUUAACCAGUGAAGCAAUGCGCACUGGGAAAUGAGUGAUUUGCUUUAGUCAGAGUUAGACGUGUGCGGAGGCUCGGCCCGAACACGCUCUUUCACAGCCCCGUCGUGUGGAUUCUGAGACCCACUGAGAAGGAUUCAGAGAAUAACGCAGUAUUCUCCACACCUGUGCCAAUAAAACCUUCCGUGGUGAAACCA
Messenger RNA from Conger conger (European conger), 1732 nucleotides. Its product is annotated as adenosine kinase-like. The transcript has 11 exons. Lineage: Eukaryota; Metazoa; Chordata; Actinopteri; Anguilliformes; Congridae. Gene Ontology annotation, biological process: purine ribonucleoside salvage. Gene Ontology annotation, molecular function: adenosine kinase activity. The coding region runs from base 130 to 1209 and encodes 359 amino acids. Gene Ontology annotation, cellular component: cytosol; nucleus. The record is from RefSeq and is a predicted model, not a curated record.